Messenger RNA from Letharia columbiana, 1545 nucleotides. RefSeq lists its product as uncharacterized. The transcript has 5 exons. Gene Ontology annotation, molecular function: heme binding; monooxygenase activity; oxidoreductase activity, acting on paired donors, with incorporation or reduction of molecular oxygen. Bases 1 to 1545 code for a protein of 514 amino acids. Lineage: Eukaryota; Fungi; Ascomycota; Lecanoromycetes; Lecanorales; Parmeliaceae. The record is from RefSeq and is a predicted model, not a curated record.
AUGCCUGCCCUCGAUCUUCUCAUCGCCUGGCCAUUGACGGUCGUCGCUGCCUCCUUCGUCCUCUAUGUCAUCCUCCUCUACACCUACCGCCUCACUCUGCAUCCACUCGCCAAAUUCCCCGGCCCGCGUCUCGCAGCAAUGACCCUCUGGUGCGAGUUCUACCAUGAUUUCUUCCGCGGCGGCCAAUACAUCUUCCGCAUCCGUGACAUGCACGCCAAAUACGGCCACAUCGUGCGCGUCUCCCCCGACGAACUGCACAUCAACGACCCUUCUUUCCUUCCGGAGCUGAUGCCCGCCGGCGGACGUCGCAGGGACAAGUACCCGCGCAUGAUACAGGUGUUUGGCUUCUCGCAGGCCGCGGGCGCCACGGCCGAUCAUGAUUUGCACCGCACGCGGCGGGCUGCGAUGUCGAAGAUGUUCUCGAAGGAGUCGGUGAGGCGGCUGGAGCCCAUUAUGAGGACGAAUUUGGACAAGUUGUUGGUUCGGUUGAUGGAGUUCCAGGAUGAUGGCCGGGAGAUCAGUCUGCUGCCCAUGUUUGGGGCGUUUACUAAUGAUGUGAUUUCCGAAUAUGCAUAUGGCUUCAGUUUGAAUUGGGUGCAAGCACCACAGUUUAACAAGGUCUUCUUCGAAAUGAUUGACGGCUUCCAUGACCUUGGGCCUCUUGCGGUUCAGUUCAAGUGGUUUAUGGGCCUCUUCGCCAGGCUGCCUCGGUGGCUCGUAUUGAAAAUAAACCCCGGAUUCGGUACCUUUAUUCGGUUCAGAAUGCAACUGUUAAGCAACAUUGACAGAGUCUCAAAGUCCCACCACGAAGGGAAGGACAACAAAACGGUGUUCGACGAAAUCUUAGAUAGCAAAUUAUCAGAGCAGGAUAAACAACCGCUCCGUUUGCUCCAGGAGGCUCAGAACUUCUCGAUCGCAGGCACAGAAACCACGUCUUGGAUUCUGAGUAUCAUGACUGUCCAUCUCCUGUCCACCCCCAGGGUCCUCGCAAAAUUGAGAACCGAGCUUAAGGCUGCCCUCCCUAGUGUCUCCGCGCCAUUGUCAAUCAAGGAUAUCGAGCAGCUGCCAUACCUCAGCGCUGUCAUCACGGAGGGUCUCCGCAUCGCACUAGGCACCAGCCAACGCCAAACGCGCAUCAGCCCAAACGAAGUCAUGACUUUUGACGACGGCAAGAGAAAGUGGCACAUCCCUCCCGGCACCCCAGUCGGCAUGGCUGCGCCCCUCAUCCAUCACAACCCGGACGUCUUUGCCGACCCCAUGCAGUUCCGCCCGGAGCGCUUCAUCGAGAAUCCGCAGCUCAAGCGCUACCUGAUCACGUUCUCGCAGGGUUCCAGGCAGUGUCUAGGGAUGCAGCUGGCGUACACCGAGCUCUUUCUGUUGCUCUCGGAGAUUUGGCGCCGGUUCGGCAGCAAGGAGGAUCAUGGGGAGGAUGGCUGGUGGGAGUUGUUCGAGACGGAUCGGAGCGAUACCGACAUGGCUUCUGAUCGGUUCGUGCCGUAUCCCAGGGCGGAUAGUAAGGGGAUUCGGAUAAAGGUGCGCAAGUGA